This is a messenger RNA of Equus caballus (horse), 2800 nucleotides long. The record is from RefSeq and is a predicted model, not a curated record. Lineage: Eukaryota; Metazoa; Chordata; Mammalia; Perissodactyla; Equidae.
UGAGGAUUUCCGUUUCUCCACAUCCUCACCAACACUUGGUGUUAUCUUAUUUUUUUUCCAGUGGGUGUGAAAUGGUAUCUCCUUGUGCUCUGUAAAUUUUGAAUGAAUAUUUGAAUGAAUAAAUAAAUAAUCGCUGAUGCUGGACAGAACUUGGGUUUGAACCCUUGUGGCGGUACUUAAGUUGUGUUACCUGGAGCAAGUCACAUCCCCACUGUGGGACACAGGGAUCCCAAGACACAAUGGUGAUGCCCUGAGAAGCAGAGUAUCAGCUAUGGAUUACGUACCCGCUAAAAGGUGGCUACCAUCAUCAUGGCCACCAUCGUCACUGUUAAUAUCAAUAUUAUUAUUAUUGUUACCAUCACCCCAGAGAUGAGUGCACACCAGUGACAGGGAUGAUGGCAGCUAACACCUGUUCAGUGCUCCCCACAACACACCAGGCUCCAUUCUAAGCAUCUGACACGUAUUAAUGCUUUAAUUUACACAACAAUUCUGUGAGAUUGGUACUGUGAUUAUCGCUGGUUUACAGAUGAGAAAGCAGAAGUUCAGAGAGUUUAAGUUACUCGCCUCAAUUUAGAGUUGGAAAGCGACGGGGCCAGCAUUGAACCCAGGCCCCCAGCUCCGAAGCCUGUGCUUUCCAUCACUGCAUCGCACUUCCUGCCCUUACAAGGCAAACUGGAUGAGUGCCAUUCUAGAGGAGCAGACAAAAUUCAAGUGGAGGAUCAAGGAGGGGAAGACGAAGUCCUCUCGGCCUUGGUCAGGGCAUCUCAUCUGAGGCCCCCGAGGAGCGAGGAGCAAGGCACACAGUUGUGGAAUUUGCUCCUCAUUUUGCAUACUGGCGUGGCUCUGGUAACGGAGCUGAAGGCAUCUUUUGUGCCGUUGCUCAGCAGUGAGUGACGUCAUGGGCACUGUCAGGUCUUUAUCAGUUCUGCCAGAUAAAUAGCUAACCGUACGUGUUCUGGAGGAGCCGGCAAGGUACUGAGCAGCAGAGCACUUGGGUUCUCAAAUAAGAGGUGAGUUUGGGGCCCUGAGGAGCUGUGUGGAGGGGUGUCCUGGCUCUACUGGGGGAAGGGACAGGAGACAGGGCAUGACCAGGAAGACAGGCAGGCUGACCCCACUGGGGAAAGCCUCAGGGCCGUGAGGGAGUGAGGGUGGUGACAGUGUUCCCUGCUGGCAGUUGAAAUGCUGCUGGUGGGAGCAGGAAGAUCUCAUCCAGACUGCCCUCUCUGUGUCUGUCUGUCUGUCUUUCUCUCUCUCUCUCAGCAGUGGCCAUGACCAUGGACACAAGCCUGGACCAGUCCUUCUCCCCCGGGAACCACUGGCUCUUCUUCUCCGUGUACCUCUUCUCCUUCCUCGUGGGGCUCCCCCUCAACCUCGUGGCCCUGGUGAUCUUCGUGGGCAAGCUGCGGCGCCGCCCCGUGGCCGUGGACGUGCUCUUGCUCAACCUGACCCUCUCGGACCUGCUUCUGCUGCUCUUCCUGCCUUUCCGCAUGGCGGAGGCGGCCAGCGGCAUGCACUGGCCCCUGCCUUUCAUCCUCUGCCCCUUCUCCGGAUUCCUCUUCUUCACCACCAUCUAUCUCACCUCUCUCUUCCUGGCAGCUGUGAGCAUCGAGCGCUUCCUGAGUGUGGCCUACCCACUGUGGUACAAGACCCGGCCAAGGCUGGGACAGGCUGGCCUGGUCAGUGGAGCCUGCUGGCUGCUGGCCGGUGCUCACUGCAGCGUGGUCUACAUCAUCGAGUUCUCGGGGAACUCCUCCAUGGGCCAGGGUAAAAAUGGGACCUGCUACCUGGAAUUCCAGGAGGACCAGCUGGCCAUUCUCCUGCCCGUCCGGCUGGAGAUGGCCGUGGUCCUUUUCGGGGUGCCCCUGCUCAUCACCAGCUACUGCUACGGCCACCUGGUGUGGCUGCUCGGCAGGGGAGCCAGCCACCACCGGCGGAGGAGGGUGGCGGGGCUCGUGGCAGCCACGCUGCUCAACUUCCUCGUCUGCUUUGCGCCUUACAACAUGUCCCAUGUCGUGGGCUACGUCCAGGGCAAGAGCCCGACAUGGAGAAGCUACGUGCUGCUCCUCAGCACCCUGAAUUCCUGCGUCGACCCCUUGGUCUACUACUUCUCAUCGUCUGGGUUCCAAGCCGACUUUCACGAGCUGCUGCGGAGGCUGACUGGGGCCUGGGGCCCCGGGAGGCAGGAGAGCAGCGUGAAACUGCAGGAGAGGAAGGAAGGCGAGGGGCAGCUGCAGGAGCCAUCCCACAGAGAGGACAGGUAGAGCUCGCCGGAGGGCCGUGGAGCGGGCGUCAUCCCCAGGGAAGCUCCUGGCUCGUCAAGCAGGCCCUUGGAGUGGCAGGCAGGGGACCGUGCACCCGGGCCGAGCAGGCACCCAGCCUUGCUGAGGACGUGCUCGCCAAAGCCCAGCACUCGAGCUCACCACGCUGCCCUCCUUUCCCAUCCCCACACGCUAUGGAUUCGGCCCCGGGAUGCAGUCAGGGUGAGAGUGCUCCAGAGAAAAUGAGCUCCCCAUGGCAACGGGCCAGCUGCUGUGGUUCUCUGAGGGCAGAGGAGGAGUCGAGGGCGGCGUCCAGGGCCCGAGGGAGCUGCCCAGUGACUUGGGACAGGAGAGAGGAGGAAUGGACCCUUCGGAGCUGCUCACCCGGCAGGCUGGGAGUCGGGGACAGGACUUCACGCCUGAGGGAGCAGCCUGCUCUCACAUGGGCUUUUCCAGAAAGUUUCUAUUGUCCAAUCAAGUCAGAUUUUCAGGGACGUUUAUGGAAAAUGACAGAAGAAAAAUUACCUAAAUAAAUCUGGUAG